Fulvia fulva is the source of this 432-nucleotide messenger RNA. RefSeq lists its product as uncharacterized. Bases 1 to 432 code for a protein of 143 amino acids. The record is from RefSeq and is a predicted model, not a curated record. The transcript has a single exon. NCBI's taxonomy places the organism in Eukaryota, Fungi, Ascomycota, Dothideomycetes, Mycosphaerellales, Mycosphaerellaceae.
AUGCCUCGCAUUCCUGGUGAUACAGAGGAGGCCAAGAAGCAGAGGCGGAUCGAAUACGAGAAGCCGAAGCCUUGGACUCCCGCUCGUGAGGAUAGAGCGAUUGAAUGGCACGACCGCCUACUGCCGUUCGUCUCGGGCGAACAAAUGAGCAGAGAAAUAGGUCAUCCCCUCGAUGAGAGGUGGAUUAAGAAGGUCAGUCCAUUCCCAUGGGCUGAACUUCGAAAGCUGAGGGAUCAGAAGCUUCGGCGACUGCUUUCCGAGGCUUUGAGUGGCUCCGUGCCGCCAGAGCUCACUCUAUGUAUCAUAGAUGAGCUCGUUAAAUUACCAGGUGCUUUGGCCCUGGAAGUCGUCGAUGAGCGGGGCGCGAACAGCAUCGUUGAGGAGGCGUUGCCAAUGCUUAUGCAGAGGCUUUCGCUGGGAGGAUCCAAGUGA